Messenger RNA from Phytophthora nicotianae INRA-310, 1788 nucleotides. RefSeq lists its product as hypothetical. Bases 57 to 1538 code for a protein of 493 amino acids. The transcript has a single exon. Gene Ontology annotation, biological process: protein O-linked glycosylation. Lineage: Eukaryota; Oomycota; Peronosporomycetes; Peronosporales; Peronosporaceae. The record is from RefSeq and is a predicted model, not a curated record. Gene Ontology annotation, cellular component: Golgi apparatus. Gene Ontology annotation, molecular function: alpha-1,3-mannosyltransferase activity.
GGCAGAGUACAUCGAGUUUAACGGGGACUUGAUUCCCAGAGCUUCAUCUUCUGCUCAUGGCGAGUGUUCCACCAACUCCACGCCCCACCGAAAUCGAUGACGACCUCCAGGACAUCGAGACGCAGCCGCUGAAUGGCAUUAAGACGCCCGUGUCGCCUGCAUCGCCGUAUCGGAGACCGUUGCUGCUGCUUCUGCCGCUUGUCAUUGUCUCCGGUAUCCUCAUGGUAGCGGUGAUGGCUGGCUACGUGGACACGAGUAGGAAGGGGGCUUUUCAUCGGUUUGUCUUCCGGCAGAGUGCCGACGUGUCCGGGACGUCGCAUCCGGACUCGUCGUUCUACCAGCGUGGUAAACGGUUCGACGUUAAAGUCAAGAGAGACCGCGCAGUGCUCCUGUGUAUGCAUGACAACGUCUUGGCACUGGGUGUAUCACUUAUCCGUGAGUUGCGGUGUCUCGGCAAUAAGGAGCUCAUCCAGGUGUACCACUGCGGUCCCGAAGAACUCUCGUAUGACGCGAUAGAGCUACUCUUCAGCAUCGACAACCGACUGGAGAUCGUGGAUGUCUGUUCAGACCUUGCUAGUCGCCAAGUUAUUAGCGACAAAAUGGCAGACAAGUUUCGGAAUUGGUGGAUCAAGCCGCUUGCAGUGUACCAUACCGACGUACGCCACGUCAUGUUAAUGGACGUCGAUGAUAUUGUUAUCAAGAACCCCGCGAUUUUACGUGACUUGGAAGAGUAUCACAAGACAGGCACGACGUUCUUCUAUGACCGGGUUCAUUCGCACUGCAACGAGUUUGUUAACGGUGAUGACGAAGGCAGCAAGUACUUGCCAAAGCUGUUCUCGAAUUUUUCCUACGACCGCUUUAACGUGACUGGAGGUGAGAAUCCAUCGGUGCACGUGUUGGAAUCUUUCGCGUACACGGGUAAAACUUGUCACGAAAUGGACUCGUCGCUUGUGUUGGUUGACAAGGAGCGUGCCGGACAAACAGUCAUGGACGUUAUGCUGUGGUUCAUCACCGAGGAGCGUUUCCGAUUCAGAUACUCUUUCGGGGACAAAGAGACUUUCUGGUUAUCGUUCGAGAUGGCGCAUGUGCCGUAUUCGUUCUCGCCUUGGGGUGUCAGUGUUGUAUCUUCGUCGCCCAAUAAGGAUGCUGAAAAACACCCUGACUCGUUGUGUGGCAGCAUUCUGCAGUAUCUUCCCGAUAGUGGCCCUGAUGCUGAAAUGCUGUAUGUCAAUGGUAAGGCGUUGCUCGAUCCGUACCCGGAAGGAGUCGACCAGAUCACCAAAAUGCGCUCCAACAACAUGUUCAACACAUUUCCCACUCUCAUGACUCCGCGACAGGAACGUCAAGAGUUAAACAAAUCUAGCCACCCGGAGUUAUUCAGCGAAUGCCUCAUCGGACUGGGUGGAGUACCGCUCCCUCAAGAGUUUGCUGGUCAUUUAUUACGACGUCGAUUAUUUUACUUGGGCGUGACAACCGGAGUAUUAGGGGCACUGCAGCACUGUGAAACGUACGAAAUGCGUCGGCUACUUGAGGUGUAACCGGUGAGGUUACUCGAAGCUGCUCGUAAACAUGGGAUGAAUACCAACUUGAGUAAAGUAAUACCGUCUGGAUUGUCUAUCGAGCUCAUCAAGCACUUUAUGAGGGCCACAAGAUGCGAAAAUGUCCAAUCCUCUUCUGCAAUAGAUGUUGAUAUUGAAAAUAGCUGUUCAUGUUGUCUUGAAUUGAAAUGUUUCCAGCUUACGAACCUCUCGUGUCCAACAGCAUUGUCCCUAAACAUGAAUUUAAGAA